AUGCCAGAGCCUGCCAAAUCCGCUCCAGCCCCCAAAAAGGGCUCUAAAAAAGCAGUGACUAAGGUACAGAAGAAAGAUGGCAAGAAACGCAAACGCGGCCGUAAAGAGAGUUAUUCUAUUUAUGUCUAUAAGGUGCUGAAGCAGGUCCACCCCGACACCGGCAUCUCGUCCAAGGCCAUGGGCAUCAUGAACUCGUUCGUCAACGACAUCUUCGAGCGCAUCGCGGGCGAGGCGUCGCGCCUGGCGCAUUACAACAAGCGCUCGACCAUCACGUCCAGGGAGAUCCAGACGGCCGUGCGCCUGCUGCUGCCCGGGGAGCUGGCCAAGCACGCCGUGUCCGAGGGCACCAAGGCCGUCACCAAGUACACCAGCUCCAAGUAAAAGUUUCUCUAUAUCUCGCUUCCC
Molecule: messenger RNA, 405 nt
Organism: Ceratotherium simum simum (southern white rhinoceros)
Lineage: Eukaryota; Metazoa; Chordata; Mammalia; Perissodactyla; Rhinocerotidae
Product: histone H2B type 2-E-like
Cellular component (GO): nucleosome
Molecular function (GO): protein heterodimerization activity; DNA binding; structural constituent of chromatin
Source: RefSeq, a predicted model, not a curated record